AAGUUGUCGAAACUAUCCUAGUUUGUAAUUGAACGUGCUUAUCUAAGUAUUCCUAAAUUUAAAUGGAGUUGAAAGUGUAUGAAUCUUUUGUUCCUCUCCUUUCCUUUCCUUUUCCUUCUCAAUUUCCUCUGUGACCAAUCGAUCCAUUCCUAAUUCGAAUCUACUUUCCUCUUUUCCACUUUGCUUCUUUCUGCCGCUGCCGCCUUGCCGCUUGGGUUCCUGACGGCGUUCUUCAUUCAACUUCUUCGGUGAUUUUCCGGUACCUUUUUAUCUGCACAUUUUAUCAGUUGGAUUGGAGGUUUGAGAAGUAUCUUCGGGUGUUUGCAGUUGAAAAUAGAAUGCAAAGCUAGUACUUCGGAUGACUUCAACAUGCAAAUGGAGCCACAAGUCGCCUUAGAGUGUGACAGAUGCCUCCAUCCUGAGACUCUUAUGUGCAAGGAUGGGGUUUCUGAUGUUACACAACAUCCUGCGGCAGCACAGCCAGUGAUACCCUCAGAAGAUCAUCCUGUUUCACAGCUGUCCGUGCCGACACAUGAUCAUGCAGUGACACAGCAGGUAUCAUCCUCCCAAGACCGGGUUACGCUGCAGAAACCAGCCAAAAGGCAGACACGUCAAUGGGCUGCAUGGACUAGUCAGGAGGAAGAAAGCUUUUUCUCUGCACUGCGACAAGUUGGCAAGAACUUUGAGAAAAUUACUAGUCGUGUGCAGAGUAAAAACAAGGAUCAGGUCAGACAUUAUUAUUAUCGUCUUGUGAGGCGUAUGAACAAGUUGUUGGGUCCGGAACUUUGUCUUGAUGCCAAAAAUUCCAAGGACACUAAUGCUGCAAUGCUGCGAUGGUGGUCUUUACUGGAAAAGUCUAGCUGUAAAGCUUCAAAGCUUCACUUGAAACCACGGAGAUUUAAAAUAUUUAUUGAGACUUUGGAGAGUCAGCUGUUGAAAGACCGGAAAAAGAAUGUAAGAAGGCGUCCUUCUCAAGGAGAAAGUAGUUCUACAGCUGCUGCAUCUCUUUCAAGUCAUAGCAGAGUGUCAACUAAUGAUAGUCGGACAGUUAAAGUGGUUCUUCUGGACGACCAGGGCAUACAGAAAUUUGGAUCUGGAAAAGGCUCUUCUCUAAAACGCCAUGUGACUAUGGGUGUAAAUAGAAGCAACGCAAAAGUAGACUCUUCUCCAGUGAAAAAUGCUAGACAUCGACGAAAGAUAGGUUCUGUAUCAGCAGCUGCAUAUAAAAGGUGGGAGAAGGCUGCAAUUGCUGGAGUUUCAUUGGUAGCUGAUGCUGCCGAGCAUUUGGAACGGGCAACUAUCGGUAAGGAUGUUGAACUGGUCCAGAAUUCACAGGGUAUAAAUGGAUUUGAACAUGUUGGGAAAGAUGUGCAUUCUUUGCUUACUUUAUCGCAAAAUCUGUUAAAUGAGACCAAUUUACAGAGUUGUAUGAAACUCAAGCUCCAGCUGUUUCCUGUUGAUGAAGGAACUAGAAGAGCCCUGGAAAUGGAUAAUCAUAACCCAUACUUGGAACUCACUCUAAGUAAUAGGAAAAAGAUGUCAUCCGUUUUGGAACAUCUCAAUCGUAAAUGGGGAAGCUCGAGCAUAGCAACUGGAGAACUGGUGCUUUUUCCUUACCAUGUACAGAUGGAAAACCUGGUGCAAUCCCUGAGAUGGACUAAAGAUACUACACUAAGUGCUGCAGAUGUAAAUAAUCUGAUUGGAAGCCCUCCAGUUUUCCGUCUCAGAUACGGUUGGUUUCCAAAUUCUGAGCUUGGAACGUUUCAAGCACCAUUGUCAUCUACCACUCCCUUUACACAAAAUACUAACACUAACAUAACAGAAGAAAUGAAUGCGGAAAUACUAGCAUCAUCCCAUGGUAAACUUGUACGUUUUUCUAAAGAACCACUAGUUUCUAACCCAAGAAUGACUGUGACAUCCUCCUCAACCGAGCUAUCCGGUGAGUCAAACUUGCAAGCUAGCAUGGGUCUGAAUACCUACAAUUCUGAUCAUAAUGAAACUCUGCCAUCGCAUAGACGGGAGAAGGGUGCUAUAACCACAGAGAAACAAGUUGAGAUGCAUGAUAUGCAGGGAAGCAAGACCAGUGCUUUAUCAGCAGGGGAUUGGGAAGAUAGCCUUACCAACAUAAGUGUUGGAGAUCUUCUCUCUGAUGCACCUGACGAUGAGGAAACAGACUGCAUUGAAUCAACUUUACCUGGAAGCUCUCACUUUCUCCAGCAGAUGCCAUUUAGCUGCGACUCGUUUGACGCAGCGAUUGCUGCUCAUAUAUAUAAACAUCAGAGCAAAGCUGAAUCUCAGAUGGCUCUUCCACCUCAAGCAUCUUCCAUUUGGAAUGCUGAAGAUACAUGUGAUGCUUUUGCAUUUCAGAAAGAUGUUGCUUCCAGACUUAAAGCGCACAAUUCAUCCAGCAAUGUUGGUGCAGAGAACUGCCAGCACAUUUCUCAGUCAUCUUCCCUAUUGUUGGAUGCAGGAAUAAAGGAUUUGCCUGGGAAAAUGGAACCUAUAACUGAUGAACCUGCUCAUGAAGAUCCAGUGGAUGAGUGCCAAUCCAAUGCACAAGCUUUGGGUGGUUCUACAAAGGAUCUUAGUUUGCUCUCUGACAUAUAUUGGCCAGACUCUUUAGGACCGCUAGAGUUGGAUGCACCUUCAUGUAGAUAUCAUAGUGAAGACCUAAUUCUGAGUGAUAAUAGUCUUGGUGGCUUGAACCGCCUCAUAGCUAGCAGUCUGGAUGCAUUUCAAAAUUGCUCGUUCUUUGGGUUGGACAAGAAAGAGCCUGGAUCUACUGUUGAAGCUGUAGAGACUACUUCAUUAGCAGAUUACAAGAUCGGUGCUAAAGUCUAAGUUUCCUGAAACUGGGACAGGAGUAAGCGUGGUUUAUUGUUAAACUUAGUUUGGCUGACUUAUAGGGGUGUCCCAGCAAUCUCAAGUCCAGAACUUCCUGCAUGCGCAAGUAAGCAUGGCUCUUGAAAAAAGAGAAGGGUUGAAUGGGACAAAGGUUAUUAAUGUACAGAACAUUAACUUUGAGAAUAUUUCAGGUGUCUCUGGAUCUGUACAUUGUGUAGAUUUAUGUGCAGAGGGUGAAAAUGCCAAAUCAUUUGGUUUUUGCACUGA
Messenger RNA from Nicotiana tabacum (common tobacco), 3111 nucleotides. Its product is annotated as TSL-kinase interacting protein 1. The record is from RefSeq and is a predicted model, not a curated record. Gene Ontology annotation, cellular component: nucleus. NCBI's taxonomy places the organism in Eukaryota, Viridiplantae, Streptophyta, Magnoliopsida, Solanales, Solanaceae. Gene Ontology annotation, biological process: pattern specification process. Gene Ontology annotation, molecular function: chromatin binding.